GACGCACCGCCGCUGUCGUCCAGCGAUCAGGGAAGAAGCAGAAGCUCGUCUCGACGGAACUAAAACAGCACGGUCACUGCGAUACUGUCAGAGCUUCUUCGUAGCUGUUAUGGAUGCCACCUGCUGUUUCUGCUGAUCUGCUGCUCUUCUCAAAGUCCAGAGGGCCAUGAGCCCAACCAGUUCCUGUCUGCAAUAUGAGCCUCCGAACCAUAGGGGGCGCUGUGCUCAGCUCCCUUGGUCCUAGUCUGGCAGCUCAGGUUGGAGGAGCCUGGAGCUCCAUCUCUUUCAGACCCAUACCCUCCUUGCUUCAGACCAUGGUACCUGCUGGUUACACCGCACUACAGGAGGAACGGCUGGCCAUGGUGGACCUCGGCACGCCCAAGCCAGAGUCCCUCAAGAACGGGUUCCACCGUGAGCCCCGCCGCCACUCGGACCGCAGCAGCCGAACGUCCAUCAGCAUGUCUGAUGUUGGAGAUGGACACUAUGCGGAGACGGAGCCCAUGCUGCCUGAGGGCAGGCUUUCGGGAGAAGAGGCCGAUGAGGAAGAGGAGAGCGAAGAGGAAGGGCAGCAGCAGGCACCUAGAAAUAUGCCCAAAGAGUCACCCCUCGCCAUGGCAUUGCAGAUACUGGUGCCCUUCCUUCUAGCUGGGUUCGGGACGGUUUCGGCCGGAGUUGUACUGGAUAUAGUACAACAUUGGGAAGCAUUUAAAAACAUUACCGAGAUCUUCAUCCUGGUUCCGGCUCUUUUGGGUUUGAAAGGAAACCUAGAGAUGACCCUCGCUUCCAGGCUUUCCACGGCGGUUAAAGUGACUGUCAGCUCUCACAAGAAGUGCUCCACUGAUGCUAAGUUGCUUCAUGAUGAGAUCUUGGCCUGUUUUGGGCGUGCUCUCAGCUACUCUCACCCAUAUGUGUCGUCUCUGGUGUGUGCCUUCUUCAUGUGUCUGACUCCGCUGUGGAUGGUCAUCUCUUCCAAACACCCGGCCAGCCGUCAGCUGCUCUACUCAGGCUGGGAGCCCGUUAUCACUGCCAUGUUCAUCAGCAGUAUUGGAGGACUCAUCCUGGACAAAACUGUGUCUGAUCCCAACCUGGCUGGGAUUGUGGUUUACACGCCUGUUAUCAAUGGUAUUGGAGGAAACCUGGUGGCCAUCCAGUCCAGUCGGAUAUCCACCUACCUGCAUUUUCACAGCACCCCUGGGGAGGUUCCUGACGAGGCCAAGGGUUGCUACUACCCCUGCCGCACCUUCUGUGGCACAGGGGCCAAUCACAGGUCAGCACAAGUACUGCUGUUACUGGUCAUCCCUGGUCAUUUGAUCUUCCUGUACACCAUUGAUCUGAUGGAAAGGGGUCACACCUCACUGACGUCCGUCUUCAUGGUCGUGUAUUUGGCUGCUGCUCUUUUCCAGGUGUUCUUGUUGCUUUGCAUUUCGGACUGGAUGGUGCACUCCAUGUGGAAAAGCGGGAAGGAUCCGGACAGUUUCUCUAUCCCGUAUCUGACAGCAUUGGGCGACCUGUUGGGAACCGCCCUCCUGGCUCUCAGCUUCCACUUCUUGUGGAUCAUCGGGGACCAGGACAGUGAUGUGGGUGACUAAGGUCUUUCUUUGAUCUUUGACCCGCAGAUCAAACUAUUCCAUACUUGCUGUCCUCACUUAUUGCCUUGAAUGGCUGCUUGUCGGGCAUAAAAACAAACUUAUAAAGUUCGUGACUCUUCUUAAAGUGCCAGAUGAUUUAUUAGCUGCCUCGAAAGAUUCGAAAGGCAGCAAAGCUUCUCCAUCAUUUCAAACAGGGUGAUUUCUGGUGCAUGUGUCUGGCGGUACGAACAGCUUCUUUAAUGCUCACUUUAUCAGCACUAUAGCAGUGGAAGGACCAAAUACAAGCCCUAAAAACAAGAAUAUGUCUGGUGAUUGUACUUUUUUUAUUUGUCUUUGUCUUUCUUUACUUAUUUACCCAUGUUGCUUUGUCGUCUCUUUUAAGACUUGAGACCAGGUCCUCAUGUCUGUCCAAUCGAGUCAGACCUUAUUACAAGUAUAGCUGCACAGUUUUACUCAACCAGUGCCAGAUCAAUUCAUAUAAAACUCUGUAAUGCAGUUUGAGAGUUAAAGUAUUGCUUUGUAUUGCUUAAUAGAGUACUAAUAUAUAUCAGCUUUGAGAAAAGGGAAUAGACCUUCAACUGCUCGUUUAAAGACAAACACAACGGUCUGAGUAUCGAUUGGAAAUGUCAGACUUUGUUUUUCGGUCUCCAAUUACGUCCUUGUUUAAUGGUCAUGUAUGCAACCAAACGAAAUGGGGUGAAUGUGCAACAUAGACACACUAAAUGAAGUCUUAUAUAUAUAUAUAUAGUAUAUGUGUGUGUGUGUGUGUGUGUGUGUGUGUGUAUAUGUAAAGAUUUUUGUACAUUGUUACUAAGGUGCCAUGAACAGCAUUUUUCUAUGGGGAAAAAAGGAGUUUCUAAUGGCACCAGUGGGGGAUUCUUUGUGUUUCUUUCUUGCCAUGCUUUUUUGAUACUCAAAAUGUUUAAUAAAGGUUUAAUAAAAAUGUAUGUCCAAU
Molecule: messenger RNA, 2544 nt
Organism: Sinocyclocheilus grahami
Lineage: Eukaryota; Metazoa; Chordata; Actinopteri; Cypriniformes; Cyprinidae
Product: solute carrier family 41 member 2-like
Exons: 9
Coding region: 195-1589 (464 amino acids)
Biological process (GO): monoatomic cation transport
Cellular component (GO): plasma membrane
Molecular function (GO): monoatomic cation transmembrane transporter activity
Source: RefSeq, a predicted model, not a curated record